AUGAAGAAGAAUAACAAUGAAAUAGAUGUUAAGAGUGUUGAUACUCCAUCUUUAGAUGUCGAUAAGGGUGAACAUUUUGAUUUCUCCCUAGUUCAUGAAAAAGCGGCUGAAGAUCCAAAUUUUCAGUACUUGAAAAAUUUCGAUGUCGAAAAAUAUGCCCAUGAAGAUGUUACUUACAAGCAAGUGGUUAAGAAGUUGUAUAAACAAUUUGCAUGGAUUAUGACCAUCGCAUAUUUCCUUCAAUUCAUUGAUAAAGUUAUGCUUAAUUAUGCUAGAAUCAUGGGAUUAGUUAUUGAUUUGAACUUGGUAGGAAAUCAAUUCUCCGAUUUACCAACAUAUUUCUUUGUAGCCUAUAUCUUUGGGGAAUUUUUCCAAAGUUUCCUUAUUCAAAGAUAUCCUGUAACCAAAGUGUUAGGGGCAAAUAUUGUUAUAUGGGGAAUAUUAACAGGAUUUUGUGCUUUAACCAGAAAUUUUGCUGGAAUUUUAACCGUAAGAAUCUUAUUGGGUUUAGCUGAAAGUGCUGUUAUACCUUGUAUGGUACUUAUCACUACCAACUUUGUUGAUACUAAAGAUACUGCAUUCUUCACUGGUAUUUGGUAUUGUGGUUCGGGGUUAGGUCAAAUUUUUGGUGGUUUAAUCAGUUACUUGUUCCAAUUAGUUAGCCCUACAGCUCCAGUUGCUGGUUGGAGGAUUAUGUUCAUUGUUAUUGGGAUCUUGAACGCUAUAGUUGGGAUCUAUAUCUAUUUCUUCUUACCCAGUACCCCAUUAACCAAUAGUAAAUUGACUCCUAAAGAGAAAUAUGUUUUAUUGUUACACUUGAAUAAGGCCAAAAUUGGUAUCAACGAGGCCAAAAAAUUCAGUUUGAGACAAUUAGGUGAAUUUUUCAUGGAUAUUCAAGCUUGGUUAUUCUUUUUUAUCUCAGCUACUAUUUCAUUUUCCUCCAACACCAUUUCAACCUUUUCAUCAUUGGAUAUCAUGUCUUUCGGUUUCACCUCCAGACAAGCAGCUUUAUUGAAUAUGCCAAGUGGAGUUGUCAGUAUUGUAUCAUCAAUUGUAUCCACUUAUUUCAUUAGAAAGGGAUUUCCUAGAUUCCUUGCCAUUUCAAUCUUGUUAGUUCCAGCAGUUUGUGGAGGUGCCCUUAUGUCAUUCUUACCCAAAUCCAAUCAAGCAGGGUUAUUGAUUGGUAUUUACAUGAUUAAUACUGUUACUGCACCUCUAGCUAUUUGUUAUGCUUGGGCUGGGGCUAAUGUAGCUGGAUCUACUAAGAAAAUCGCUUUCACAGCUUUAGCUAUCAGUGGAGGAUUUUGUGUAGGUAACAUCACAGGACCUCAGAGUUAUAGAGCCCAUGAAGCCCCUGAUUACUACAGUGCCAAAAUCUCUAUGUUGGCAACUCAAGCUGUAAGUAUAGUAUUGGCAUUAAUCAUGGCAUUCAUUUAUUAUGCUAGAAACAAAGCUAGAUCUAAGUAUACGGAAGUUGAAACCGAAGAAGAAACCUGGGCCGAUAGAACUGAUUUCGAAAACAAAUCUUUCCGUUACAUUUACUAA
Molecule: messenger RNA, 1545 nt
Organism: Yamadazyma jaroonii
Lineage: Eukaryota; Fungi; Ascomycota; Pichiomycetes; Serinales; Debaryomycetaceae
Source: the annotation of a GenBank genome assembly